Molecule: messenger RNA, 1947 nt
Organism: Saccostrea cuccullata (small rock oyster)
Lineage: Eukaryota; Metazoa; Mollusca; Bivalvia; Ostreida; Ostreidae
Product: allene oxide synthase-lipoxygenase protein-like
Exons: 17
Coding region: 152-1918 (588 amino acids)
Biological process (GO): lipid oxidation
Molecular function (GO): metal ion binding; oxidoreductase activity, acting on single donors with incorporation of molecular oxygen, incorporation of two atoms of oxygen
Source: RefSeq, a predicted model, not a curated record
CUCAACUGUUGUCAAUUUCAGUUUUGUAACAUUCAUGGUUAUAUGUCUUAUAGAUGCUCGUCUAUUAUUUAUUAUCAACUGGAGCAAAAGACAAUCGGACUAACUGAUUGUACAACAGGAAGUUAAUAUUGUUAAUGCUCCAUCAAUUCAAAUGGGCAACCUGCACGUACAACCCCCAUCGCUGCCACAACAUGAUCAAGAAAUCCAAUCUAGAAACCUAAAACUAGAAAAGGCUAGGGAGAAUUAUGAACUGGAACAAAACACAUUCGGACUUUCUGAUAUCGUGCAGAGGGAAAUCAAUAUUGUUAAUGUUCCACCAAUUCUUCGCAAACUUCCAAAAGAAGAACGGUGGUCAACUUUGACCUUUAUGAAAUAUAAAGCCCGAUACAUCUUUUUCUUUUUCUAUGGACUGGUUUUUAAUUUUUUACAUUGUGGUGGAUGGACAAUUCGCAAAAUGAUCAAUCAUUUUACAUCUUCCUGCGUACUUAAAGAACCAAAGGGCUGUGAAGUGUGGAGAACCGAAUCUGUAGAUGGACCAAAUCAAACUCGUAAACAAAAAGCUCAAAUGGACCAUUGGUUUGCAUGGCAGAGACUGAAUGGUGUAACACGAAAUCUCAUCAAGCUGGCGACCGAAAUUCCUCAACAAUUUACACCGUUUGUAAAAACAAUAGAAAAUGACCAUCCAUAUCUAGGAGGAAAGUCCCUAAAGACUCAUAUACAGGACAAGACAUUGUUUAUUGUGGACCUGACUGAAGUAUCUUUCAAUGAACCGUCACUUUUGGCGCCUAUUGCCUUAUUUACAAUAUACACCAAUGUGCUGAUGCCAGUAGCAAUUUGUUUUGACAAUAGCCCUAAUAAUAAUGAGGUAUACACUCCACCUCCAAGAGAUUCUGAUUCUGUAGACAAACUUCAAAAGUGGGUCAAAAGCAGAAUGUGGUUCAAUAUGUUGGAUGCUCAAUAUCAUGAAGCGAUCAGUCAUUUAGGCGAUACACAUCUAAUGAUGGGAGGAGUAAGCGUGUGUGUGCACAGAAAUCUCUCCGAGAGGCACCCAAUAUACAAAUUAAUGCAUCCUCAUUUCCACAACAUGCACUUCAUAAAUGAACUGGCUAUAUUGGAUCUGAUUGAACCUGGAGGAGUCAUUGAUAAUAUAAUGUACUUAGGCCAAAGGAACAUGGUGAAAUUGUUAGCAAAACACAAUGAAAAAUGGUCAUUUGAGGAACAUGCAUCAAUAGAAGAUAACUUCCGCAAGCGAGGUGUCAUGGAUAUACCGGGAUACUUUUUCAGGGACGACGCCCUACAGAUAUAUGAAGUGAUACGAAACUACGUUCACGAAUACGUUACACAUUACUACGAUGUUGACAAGGAAGUUUUACAAGACCAGGAAAUUCAGGCCCUCAGAGCUGAACUUGUAGCACCUCGGUCCAUGAAUGGAAUGGGAGGCUGUGGAAUGCUGGGUCUACCAGAGUUUGACGGCAUAGCUAAUGUCGUGACCGUGCUGACGAAUUUCAUUUACACCUGUAGCGUGGAGCAUUCUGCAUCAAACUUUCCACAGUAUGAACAAUAUGCCUUCCCUCCAAACAUGCCUCUUCUUUUGAAUGGCCAACCCGACGUAGAAACCGGUUUGCCUAACCUUGACGCAUCAAUGCCAACAGGGCCGGAAUUUUUCUCUACAAUACAAAUAAUGGUGACUUUGAUCACUAUUACGAGUAACAACCUUGGCAACUAUGAGUCUGUGUACUGGAAUGCCAUGGACGAUGUUGGAAGACAAAUUGUGCGAAAAUUUCAACAAAACCUGAAAACAGUUUCGUACAACAUAAAUCAAAGGAAUAGCUCCAUUGUGAAUUCUGAACACAAGAUUCAUGAGUACCCCUACGAAUAUCUGCUUCCUAAAAAUGUUCGAAACUCCAUAAGUGUUUGAAGGAUUACUUCCCCUGUUAACUUUAACAC